Molecule: messenger RNA, 2725 nt
Organism: Gossypium arboreum
Lineage: Eukaryota; Viridiplantae; Streptophyta; Magnoliopsida; Malvales; Malvaceae
Product: ranBP2-type zinc finger protein At1g67325-like
Exons: 9
Coding region: 375-1481 (368 amino acids)
Source: RefSeq, a predicted model, not a curated record
GAGAUCAAUAAGAUUAUUUAAAAGCAAUUGAACCUUGACCAAUAAAUUCGAGGCAUGCUAAUUGAAGAGUACAUGGACUGUCCAAAAUAGGCAAAGGUCACACCGAAGUCCAAGCACCGGCCGCCAUCCAAAUCACAAUAACGGCGUCAGAAAUUCAGAGGGGCAGCAGCGAGCAACCGUUUAUACUUAUUUUAAACCAAAUUUUCAACUACAUCCUUCACAUCACGCAUAAAAGUUCCCUGGUUAUUCUGUUUAAAGUCCGUUAGUUUGUCGCCGCCCUUUUAUCUCAGGUAGGGCAAAUUCCCAAUUCCCUCUCUCUUGUUUCGAAUCUUCACACCGAAACAGUCAUAACUCCCUCUAUUGCCGCCGCCUCAAUGUCUCAGGUUGAUAAUAGAAACUCUUCUGCAGCGAAGCGAGCUAGAACCGAUGGUAGUCGUAGGGAAGAUGAUUGGACAUGCCCUAGUUGCGGGAAUGCCAAUUUUUCAUUUAGAACUACUUGCAAUAUGCGCAAUUGCACUCAACCCAGGCCAGCUGUUCAUAACUCAAAAUCUGCAGGCAAGCCUCUCCAGGUGCCACAGAGUUAUUCGUCGUCUGCUCCAUAUGUAGGUUCUGGAGCACCAUCUUCUAUGUAUCUCAGUGUACCACCUUAUGGUUCUUCCCUCUUCAAUGGUUCCUCUAUUCCUCCAUAUGAAGCACCUUUUUCUGGAGGAUCGGCUUAUCAUUACAAUUAUGGCAGUCGUCUUUCUGGUGGUAGUCCCUUUCGGCCGCUCCAUAUGCCUUCUGGACCACCCCCUUAUUCUAGUGGGCCUAUGAUAGGGAAUGGUGGGAUGUAUGGUGUGCCCCCUUUGAUGGACCGGUAUGGCUUGGGGUUGCCCAUGGCCCCUCCUCCAAUGGGACCAAGGCCAGGAUUUUUUCCGGAUGAUAAAUUACAGAAAAAAGAUACUACUCGUGAUGAUGAUUGGACAUGCCCAAAAUGUGGGAAUAUUAACUUCUCUUUCAGAACUGUCUGUAACAUGCGGAAAUGCAAUACGCCUAAGCCCGGAUCUCAGACUCCAAAAUCUGAUAAAAGUUCAAAACAAAAGAUGCCAGAAGGAAGUUGGAAGUGUGAGAAAUGUAGCAAUAUUAACUAUCCUUUUAGGACGAAGUGCAACAGACAAAAUUGUGGGGCUGAGAAACCAGCUGAAUCAAAGAAGUCACCCUCACCAACAGCGAAUGAAAAUGAUCAGGUUUGUGAUCUGAUGCAGUUUCUUUUUCAUGUAGUUUGUUACCUGAAGUUAUUGUUUUUGCUGCCCACAUUUGUACACAUUACAAAUUCAGUUAGCGUUCUAUACUUCAAACUAUUCCUAGUUAAAGAUUUAUAUGGGUUAUCUGAUUGUGUUUUAAAAUGUCAUUAUUACUAUAUUUUCCUACAUUUCUAUGGUGAAGACACUGUUGAAUUUUACGGUUUUACUGAAGUUUUUAUUUGUCUUUCUUUCCAUUGAUUUGCAAUUGUCUACUGUUCCAGUGAGUACUAGGACAUGUUUGAGGGUUGAGAAGGUCCAGAGUUAUCAUCCAGCAUUGCUCAAUCUGGGUGUCUGAAAGUCAGUCUUGUCGUCCUCAUUUUGCAGCGGUUGUCAAGUUACUCUUCCUUCUCAUUGAUCAGUGUCCAGUUUUUGUAUUAAUGCUAUGGUACUUCUGGUCUUUAUGGAUCGUUGGUGCAUUAUGUGUCAACCAUCUUAAUCCAGAAAAUAUUUACAGGUUGGUUCUGGUUUCGGUGAGGUUGAUUUUGUAAUUUGGAAUCAACUUAGCUAUUCUAGUGAGCAUGUUACUGUGAACUUAGAUAUAUUGCUAGUGGGUAAAGACACUGCAAGUUUCACAUUUCUGGUUUUCAUUCAGUUUCCUUUUUUGUCUGUGUUGGGGUUGUCAUUUUGUCUAGCCAAAGAUUCUAUUAGAAGCAUAAGAAGUUCACAGCUUCUAAUAUUUAAUUAGAUCUAUUGUCAGGUAUUACUGGGGGUAGGAAAUUUAUAACUGUUUUCGUACUCGACUAUAGGAGUUAGCGGCCAAUUUUUGUAUCAUGUGUUUUGCUUAUGGCAUGGUUUAAACACAGGUCCGGUGUUGUGAUUUUUAAAGUUUUUUUUCCUGGAUCUUUCAGAAACAUCAUACCGUUGCACCAUAAUAUGUUAAACUUAGACCCCUGUUUCGCACAUUAUAAUUGUAUUAUCGGUGUUAAGAUACAAUGGUCGACUGAGCUGUGUGCAGUAUGCUUUGGAGGGUGGUUGUAUUUGAUUUGAGAAGUCAGUGGCGUCUUGUCAGUGUUGGAUGUUGCAUCAAUUCCGGUCUUUAUUUUAUCAAGGUUUCUAGAAGCCAUGUAUGUAAUUUUGGUCAUUCGGGAUUGAAGUUGUUGUCAGUAAAGUCUAGUGAGAUGAUGUGAACUGGACUCCUGUGUCUGUCUAGAACUUAGGGAGGUUUUCAAAGAAAGAUAAGACUGGAUAGUGAGCACAACAUCAAGUUACAGUGGCGCGAGGAAAUGAGAGUAUCUGAUCGUGACAUUGAUAUGGUUUUGAUCGAGGACCACCCUUUUGAUAGUUUUUAGCAAGUUAUAUUUAAGUCUCAUGGUCCUAGAAAGAAGCCAUAAAUCCCGAUAGAAGAAUUAUGAAUCCUACAGAAAAGCACCUUGUUCAAUAAUAUCUUUCCUGGUGUAAGUUAUGACACUAAGCUCUUGUAAAGUAAAAUGAUAACUUAGAAA